Molecule: messenger RNA, 726 nt
Organism: Echinostoma caproni
Lineage: Eukaryota; Metazoa; Platyhelminthes; Trematoda; Plagiorchiida; Echinostomatidae
Source: the annotation of a GenBank genome assembly
AUGGCCUGGCAGAGAUUCGUUGGUAGACGAGGUAAUCCAUCGAAUGUAUUCUCCGACAACGGGUCCAAGUUCGUCGGUGCACAAAAGGAGUUGAACAACUGGUUGACACGGUUAGACAAAUGCGCCCUGCAAGAUCGACUGUCGCCAUCUGGGAUCCAAUGGCACUUCAGCCCACCCUACAGCGGUCACAAUAACAAUAACGGUGCCAUAUUUCACAACGAAAGUCGUGAGGCGCCGAACGAUGAGACUUUGAGUACAUUUUUGGCAGAGGCCGAAAGGAUACUGAACAAUCGACCGCUUGUACCUUUCACCAGCGAUGACCUGCAAGGACUGACACUAACUCCGAUUGACCUUCUGCUAUUGAGGUCCAAUGACGGUCUAGAUAUGCCAAAAAACAUUAGUGGCUGCUAUACCUCCGGUUGGAAGCAUGCGAACUACCUGGCACGGGUGUUUUGGAAGCGUUGGACAAGAGAGUACCUACCAACCCUUCAAGCUCGACAGAAGUGGUUGCAUAGUGAACAGUCUCUGAAGGUUGAAGAUGUUGUCCUUAUGGCCGAAGAAAAGCUACAACGCGACAACUGGCCACUGGGUGUAGUCAUAGAAAGCCACUCGGACUCAGACGGACUAGUAAGAACAGUGAAAUUGAAAACAUCUGCCAGUGAACAGGUGCGCGAUAUUCAACGAGUGUGUUUAUUGGAGGGAGAUGACCACUAUGCCGUUACUUGA